CUUAUAUAAGAAGAAGAAACUUGAUAUAUAUGAUAACUGGAAUCAAGCACAUAUACUCCCAUAUAUGUCGAAGAUAGCAAAAGCGGUAAAGAUAGAAAAUAAAAGUUCCACAAAUGAUCAGUGUGAAAACAAGAUCUUUUACAAACUAGCGGCCUCGUUGCCUGCUCGGCGUCUGACUGAUCGCGUUCAAAGAGAGGCCGCGAUAAUAUAAAAUUUGCAUGUUGCUUAGCGGGUUUGAUGACACCUAGAAAACGAUCAAAUUAUCUGUGUAUUAUUACGCUCCGCUGCAUCAGAGAUUACUGCUUGUCUUGGCGUUGUGUUGACACGGAGUUUCGUACGUUUUAGGGCAAGUGAAGUUGUAUUCAUAUCCGCCUUCUACGUUCACCUUUAUAGUCGUGGUUCCCGGCUACUUUACCUCUCAGCAAUUUAGCUCUUGGAUCGUAUUACACAAGCAAACACAUGCGGUGUUGAUUGGCUCCUACUGCAUAACUAAACAAAAUAUUCAGAAGCUCAGCCGGUCGUUGUCUUAGUUCGUCUUACUGGCAGGUAACUACAGUGUCCCAGCUACUGUCACACAAAGUACAUAAUUAUUAGCCCUACUUCAAUUGCAAGCUUUUAUCAAUUACUAACGAGUAUGUAUUCUUUGUUAUUAUGCUGUAGAUAGGCGGCAAAUAAAUGGAUGCGAUAUCGUUUGUGUAGUAAAUGUGUCGUCGGGAAAUGGACGAACAGAGAAUACUGAGUUCAGACAUGGACCUGUUGAGACGGGAGAUAAGUCUGUCCAAUGAGCAAGUCGAAUUAUGGCUUGACGAGAACCGACAAUGGACUGAAGAGUAUUUUCAACGUAAAGCGACCAUAGAAUUUGUCCUCGAAUGGAUUCAUCUGAACGAAAACACUUGUAAAAAGCACGGUAUUUACACAAAGAAGCCUGACGCUUGCAUAGAAGACCUACUCAAUAAUAAUAACAACAAGGAUAAGGUUGAAGGCAUUUCGUGUUCAAAAGACGAAGACAUAGAUGAUGCAGGCGAGGUAUUAUCGCAAUGCCAAGGGAGGUUUUCAAGGAGAUACUCAGAGCCUGUUGCAAGCAGCAGGGAUCUUCGAAAGGACUUCCGACUGAGGAGGAAUCAUUCAUUGCAAAGUCAAAUACAUGCAACUAUUCGUGAAGGUGAAACUAAAGACACAACGCUACGAAAACACAGUGCUGAAUCGCACUUUUCGGAAAAAUUUACAAAUGACACUACGUGUGCACCUAUUGUACGACAACGACAUCGAUCGAUAGCUCAACUAGGCUCGCUUAUCGAAUCACGAAUAAAGUUGCCAAGCACAAAAUCUUUAGACCAAGGUAAAAAACUUAACUUAAAACACAACAACGAAGAAGACUUUUUCUACGAGAUAAUUAAAGAUAUCGCGAACAAUUUGAAUCUGAAAACACUUAGUUAUAAUAUACUCGUUAAUAUUGGCAUUCUAACUAACGCCGAUCGAUGCUCAUUAUUUUUGGUCGAGGGACCGAAAAAUCGCCGGAGUUUGGUAUCAGAAUUAUUUGACGUCCAUCCAAUACGACUUCGUACGACGACUGAUCAAAAUGGCUUCGAGAUUAGAGUUCCGUGGGGCAAAGGAAUUGUUGGAUAUGCUGCAGAGACGGGCCAGACUGUAAACAUACAGGAUGCUUAUGCGGUAAGCGAAAUAGAUUUUUAUUUCUAUUUAAUUAUAAUUUUCUUUGUGGCGUCUCGUUUGCAGCUAACUGUUUUGACGCCAUUGUCACUGCGCAAUACCUGUUGUAUUAAUAUAUAUUGGCAUUAAAUAUCCACGCGAUAUAUCCUAUCGAGUAUAUUAUCGAGUAUUCAGUUUGGGUUCAAAGUGAAGACUGACGGGUUUGCUUUAAUUAAUACGCGUCAAUGAAUUGAAAAGUACAAUGGGAUUUUUAGGCAGACGAAAAUGUUGCUAAGCACGAUUAAUUUCGUUUCGUUUGUCUAUUCUUUAGUGUGCGUGCGAGGAUCUUGCCUAAAUCUUCAUAACUAGAGCUAGAGGAAGUUAGAACUACUUGUAGAUGUGAAUUGUAUCCCAUAUAACAAAUGGUUUUCGAGUGUGUAUUUUAAUAAGUUCGCAUAUGCAAAAUAACUUAGUCUUCUUAGACCAGUGAAAGAUGUACAAGUUAAAUUUCACACAUUAACGAUAACAACUAAAGCCACUUUAAAGGUUUUUAUGACACAUUGUUCGUACCGAAAGUAAGGUCAUAACGAUGGCUUUAUUUAAUAUUGUUAGUCAACAGCACGUCUCGUCAGAGACACAAGUUGCACGAAAAUGCGACAGAGGUUAAAGGUUAAUACAAAGCCAAAAAUAGGAUUAUUGCAGUGGAAUGUAACUGUAAUAUUAAUAAACAAUAAGCACAACGCCACGAGCAAUUUUAGCCAUUAACCAACGUCAUGUUGUUCAAAGCGCUAUUCAUACAACGACAUGAAUAUUCGCAACAUGAAAUUACAUUUUGAAUCUGUUCUUAAAAUUUCUUUGUUUUCCAAUCUUUAUGUUUGUUUUUUUACCUAGGUAUACGCUGCUUACGCACAUAUUGUUGCAACACGUAUUUCGGUAUUUGUUUGUUUACCUCUUUUAUUUUAAACAGAAAACUGACUGUGAUUAAUUUCUUAUAUCUAUGAGAACAUUAUUCAAUAAGAUAACAUGCCAAAAACAUUCAUUUGCACACUUUAUAACUACUCAUGCAGUAUGUUCAUUAUCGUUAUUGCUAUUGAGUAUUGUGGUCGGCGGACCAUAAGAUUCUAUAAAAAUUCUAGAAAUUCGUCGAGAAAAGUUGAACUGAUCGCCUUGAUACCAGAAUUCAUAAAAUCAGUUAUCAGGGUUGCUGGAACUAUAAAUGACAAAUGGGACGGCUAUAACUUCAGCCGGCUAACUACAGUGACGUGCUGAGCUAGGGACGAGAACUUGUUGUGGGCCCCUGCCAUCAUGGGCCCCUAAAAUGAAAACAUUGGAAAAGAUAAAAAAUAUAUAGAUUUUAAUUUUGAAAAUCAAGAUUAAUUAAGAUAUUACAAUUUAUAUUUUAAAAAUCUAAAUUUACGAAAAUAUUUCCGAAAAAUUUAACAUAAAUUUUACAUUUAACAUUUUAAAUUUGUUUACUCCCCACCCCAAUCUUGAUCCAUCCGUCACUGGGCCUGAGCCUCAUCAGACGAUGCUCAUUCGUCGUCGUUUUCAAGACCUCAGCACGUCCCUGGCUAACUAUAUACCAUGGAAAGCUUAUUCUAAGUAAUUCAUGCAAUCGUCAUUUUCUUAGCUAAAGUAAAGAUUUCUUAAAAAUCUGAGCGGAACAACCUAAAAUAUAUGAAGUCAUAGUUGUUUUUCCAAUUAUACUAGUUUCGAAGAAAACCAGUUCAAUUGGCAAUUGUUCAUAACUUCAUACAAUUUAAUACACAAAUUCCAACAUUAUUCUUGCAACCAUUUGUUACAACGUCAACGGCUUUCUUAUUAAACCAUAAAUUUAAAUACAAGGAUGCGUCUGUUGUACUCUUCAGGCAUAUUGGCAAAGGGAACGAGGUGUAGCGCUCCUGCUCUAUAUCAGCUCAGACGUUAAUCGCAUUUUGUACGAAUGUUCGACCACUAAACUAUACAUAGUUCUGAAGCAAUCUAUAUUUGUUACUUGAUAUAAAUUGAACAAAAUUGUAUCCUGUUGCGUGACGUCAUAUAUAUUUAUCUCGCAAUGCAGUCUACACACAUGAAAUUGCCACGUUCUAAAUUCUAAUUACAACCUGACUAAUUAUUGUUUACCUAUAAUUACAUGUACGAUUGGGUGAGUACCUGCUAUGGGUGCUGAUUAUAUAAAUUUGCCUACGUGGUUAACGCUGGGCGUUUUGAGGCGUCUUCAAAGACGAUCAGAUUUCGGAAACACAUUUUAGUACGAGCAAUUAAGACCAUUUGUUAAUUCGUUCGUGACAUUUUCCCGCUUGACCUCUGACUCCAAUAUAGUUGCUCAUUUUAUUGCCGAUGAAAAUUUUUUGAGUGUGCCUUGAAACAUUUUCUCAUAAUACAUAUCAGGCCCCAACUUUUUGUAUGCACUGUAAACAAUGAAAUUUACGAAUGCAAUAAAACAUAUUGCAUUUUGUGUAUUGCAAAAAAAUCGCGCCAUGAAACAUUUUCUCAUAAUAUACACAUCAGGCCUCAACUUUUGUAUGUAACAAUGAAAUUUACGUCCUACUGCAUUGUCAUCUGCAGAUUUGUAUCGUUUAUUAUAAUCUUAAUUCCCCCAUUAUAAAUGUUUUAUAUCACUGGAAAUGUCUACUAUACUGUAUAAGUUUUCUUUUGACUUCAACGAUUAUUGGCUGUGCCAAGGGAAAGGUCAACUAUAUAGCCUAGUGCUACACAGCUGAAUAACAGAAAAGUGUUUUGUACAAGUGAAUAACAGAAAAGUGUUUUAUAGAAAGAAAAACGUGAUGAAUCUCAUGCAAGUGCAAACACACGCAGCGAAGAGCGCCUGUUUUGACAUGGGUGUUCCGUAACGUUUCCGAAACCAAUUCGAGAAACAUUUCACAAAAUUGUCACUGUUUACUUUUCAUGUUAAAUCAGCCUGCCGUAUAUAUGUCCGCGGUAAAUGUACAAAUUUCACGGACAAAUUAAAAAUAUCUAUAACCGGUGACGUGCAGUUACUCAGACUCAGUUGAGGCAUUUCAUAUAUGCCAUUAAUGCACAUAUUUUUCAGUGGCUUAGCAAAACACUUAUUCAAUUCACAAAUCCUGUAGUUUUCAACAUCGUGGCCCAUGUCGGUAUUUUGACAACAAACACAUGCAGCUGCAGAGUAUAAAUACAGUCAUGCCAAUUAUUCAUGCAUGGACGAUGCGGAAUUGAAGUGAAUAUUUUUUAACUCACAUAUGUUUAUCACAUGAAAAGUGUUAUGAUUUCAGUUGACUACUAUGAAACAGUAAUUAUCAAAUUGACAAAUAAAUUACUUCACAGAAAGAAAGUUCGCAUGCUUCCCCCAAUUGAUAGGGAGUUAGGUAAAUGACAUGAAGAUUGGAGUCAUUUAUGAUUACAUUUUUGAGUGACCAUGAAUUUCAAUUCAUAAAUACUCAUUUCGAAAUUAACAAACAAAAGUAGUCAAAUAUACAUGCAUAAUUAUCAAAUUUAAAAAUCACAAAUAAAAACUCAUUUGCUACUUUGGGUCGUCCACUAGACCACUACAUACAUGCAUGUUCUGUCCUUUCAUCUGAUCUGUCUCAAGGAGUCAAGCUACGUUUACACCCUGCGAUUAAUCGUGUACGAUUCGUUUUCUGGCGUUUUAUAUCAUUGAGUAAACACGCGUAAGCUCUAUGGCUGGCUACAUUUGAAAUUUCUUUAUAACGCAACGGCAAUGAAUUAUGGCGCCAGCACUCAUUUUAAUACGCCAGAAUACGAAUCGUAGCGUGUAAACGUAGCUUAAGUGAACUUUUGUCGCUGUCUUUUAUGACAUUUAGGCGAACAGCCAUUCUUAGUUCUGGCUAUUUUAUAUCAUGGAUGUCAGCCUAAAUGCCAAUUACUAUUCUCUGUCUUCUUCAGAUGAUCUGAGAAUAGAUUAAGGAACAGAUAUUUUCAAUACAAGUUUGGGAUGAAUUCCAAUCAUGGAUGAAUCCAUGCAAUCUUCAACAUUAUUAACUUGUGCAUAGGGAAAUUGAAUACAGCUCGUCUGGUUGAAAUAUUGACCGCUGACAGUUUAAAAUCAAUCCAUUCCGCUUAUCGCAAAAAAACACUGAAACGCGUACCAAUCUGAAAUCGGCAACAUUUUCUCACGACGAAUUUAAUCUAAACAACAAUUUACAAUUCAUAAUGAUCAAUAUUAUUAUAUCUGAACGAAAACACUUGUAAAAAGCACGGUAUUUACACAAAGAAGCCUGACGCUUGCAUAGAAGACCUACUCAAUAAUAAUAACAACGAGGAUAAGGUUGAAGGCAUUUCGUGUUCAAAAGACGAAGACAUAGAUGAUGCAGGCAAGGUAUUAUCGCAAUGCCAAGGGAGGUUUUCAAGGAGAUUCUCAGAGCCUGUUGCAAGCAGCAAGGAUCUUCGAAAGGACUUCCGACUGAGGAGGAAUCAUUCAUUGCAAAGUCAAAUACAUGCAACUAUUCGUGAAGAUGAAACUAAAGACACAACGCUACGAAAACACAGUGCUGAAUCGCACUUUUCGGACAAAUUUACAAAUGACACUACGUGUGCACCUAUUGUACGACAACGACAUCGAUCGAUAGCUCAACUAGGCUCGCUUAUCGAAUCACGAAUAAAGUUGCCAAGCACAAAAUCUUUAGACCAAGGUAAAAAACUUAACUUAAAACACAACAACGAAGAAGACUUUUUCUACGAGAUAAAGUAUUAUACUUGUGGCUUAAAAGGUUGUUCGUAUGAUAAGAUAACGGUUUAUUGCAAGCGUUAAAAGAUCAACAGGAUUUUCAGAAUUUGCUGCAUGCCUAUAAUUAGUUAUUCGCUCCAUCAGAUUUAUUCGACAUUGCUAUACAUUCUACAAAUAAAAAUAACAUGAAAGUUUAAAUAAUUUUUGUCAUUUUUAAGCAGCUUCAUGCUGUGAAACACAGCAUACUUAACUGCGACUCUCAGAGAUAAAGCUUUCCAAAAAUGUGGCACGUGUAGACAACUGGACUCAUUAUUUUUUCAUUCAAAUUAGCAUAUAUUGUUACAUGGAACUGCGCGUUUUGAAUAAAUUCGUUACAGCCAAUUAUGUAGGCUGUGCAAAAGAUCUUUCAACAUUCCUAUAUUAGCUGACUCGUCCGCAGUCGCUCAUCCUGCUGAAUAAGCGUCCCAAAGGAUCAUUGCGCUAUAUUUUUCAGAACGGUCUCGAGGAUCUAUGGAAAAUGCUUGUCAUCACCACUAUUGAGUAUUCAGUACACCCCUGUAGCAAUUGCAUUUAAAAAAAUAUUUGAAGAGGCCGAUGAAACUGAAAACAAGCAGUUUUAUGCCUACUGGUUACUGGUAGAGGCGACGCAUAUGUCAUCGCCAAAUUGCAACAACUGAAGGAUUCGCAGGGAUGGCAAUAGUGUAAAUCGUCUGGGGAGUUCUGGUCUCGUAAGAAAGAAUCUGGAUAAAUAGUUUUCGAAGAAUUCAACAUUUGGUUUUUGUUAAGUAUACUUCCAUUUGGACAGAAUCAAAUGACUGAGCACCAAAUUGAACGGCGCGACCGCAUGACUUCAUUAUUUAAGAGGUUCUGUAAGAUACAAACACAAUCCUCGUUUUAUUCCAGUUUACGAAUUCACAGAUUUAGUAGUAUAUCGCUCUUUUGUUUCCUUCAUUUCGGCAGGGGCGGAGCUAGUCAGCUACGGGGUGGAACACCCAUGCACCUAGUCGUCAGGUUGUCGUUAAAUCAUUGUACUCCAGGCAACAAAUUGUUUUCCCAGUUGGCCAAUAGGAAGGAAAAAACUUAAUAAAUUGAGUGAAACUGAUUAAAAACCAGUAAUUAUAGCUCAAACUUGAAAAAAAUUACGGAUACAAUAUGGACAAACUAACCAAGGGCCAAGUGCUACGUCAGAAUUCUAAUUACGGAAAUUUUCUUAUGUUUAGGUCCCCCGUCUCCGCCCGCCAAGAAUUUUGGGGGGAAAUAUUAAUUAGGGAGAAACGUUUUUUAAUAUACAAUGGAAAUAACUCUUACAAAAUUUCACUUACACACAUUAGAAUAGUGCUAGCGCCGCCCCUCCUUUUGGGCCUUAAUAUAGGCUAGGUACAAGAUCCAAUUUAUCCUAAGUGGAACUGUAUCUGUUUUCGCGUGUUAUCACUUGUAUAUCAGCAAUUUGAGAAUGUAUUAGGCCCGGUUUAGACGCCGUGCUUUUCAUGAGCCGUACUUAAUAAUUUGCGCUGCUUCACUUUGAAACCUGGGGCGAAUGACAUUUCAUAAUAAGAAAAAAGGGUUUAUCACAUACAAUCUUGGCAUUUAUGAGCGUCUACACUACUACAGGUUUGCGGUUAUUAAAAAUUUCAAUUGCUUUUUGAGAAGCCUUAUUACUACAAACAUAGCAUAACGUCUGGAUAUAAGUGUGGAAAAACGAGACCUAUAGGUUUAGGGCGAGUUUUUCCACGUUAUUCGAGUUCUCCCAAACUACUACAAGUGUUUCUAUAACUGUAUGGGUCAUACAUAAUAAAUGUUUUAUAUUUAAUUCAUAAUAUAACUAAAAAAAGAUUUGUAGUAGACUCGAUAUAUUUACAAAUUCUCAUUGCGUAAUAAUGCCGACCUUUGCUCCAUCAAUUUACUGCAAGAAACCCUUUUUGCCUUUAUCAACAAAUAUCGCUAUAAGCCUAAUUUCGCAACUUUAUGCAAAGAGUCUAACGAAAGGUGUAUCCUUUGCUACAAAUUGACGUAUAUAAAGAAAAGAAAGGGAAAUUCUACCGCGAUUUUUGCCGAUAAAGCGGUAUUAAAUCACUACAGAAAAAAUAGAACAACAGAAAUACAAAACAAGCCAGAAGCGGAAGUGGGAAGGUUUUUGUAUUUUGACUGUAUUAAACAAUUUUUAAUUUGCAUUAAAAUUGUUUUGUUUACGAUUGUAAGUUUAGGCGGGAAAUUUCCCGUGUAGAAACACGCUUCUCGACCAAUCAACGCACGCGUACUAUAAAUGUUCUAUUUUAUCAUAAUUUAUGCAUUUGGUACGGCUCAUGUAAAGCACGGCAGUAUAAAUCAACAUGUGCUUCAGCCGUGUAGCACGCCUGAACCAGGCGAACUUAUUAAUUUAGCCGUGCUUAAUAUUAAGUGCAGUGCUUAAUUGAUUUAGACGCCGUGCUUCUCAUGUGCUUAAUUCAUUGUAUUAAGUUCGGCUCAUGAAAAGUACGGCGUCUAAACCGGGCCUUAGCCCACUCGAAACGAGUGAAGUUAAUUAUCAUAUCAAUUUUAAAAUACACGUGCAUGUUCACAAAACUUGACGUCAAUUCAUACAUGAAUACAAACCGAGACUUUAGGAUAUCAUUCUUCCUUCUCAUGUGGGUGAGAGCAAGCAAAUGCCAAAAAGCUGGAAUAUUUGGUUUAACACACACGGUUUAUUUUGAAAACCUACAACUACUUUUUGUGUUUAUUGAUUUAAUUAGAGCGUGAGUUGGACAGUGGGAGUGUAGGAUAUACCGUGUACUGUCUGUACAUGCAUGCAUGCAUGACUCAGUGACUGCAGUUACAUUAGGGACUGGUCAUAAAGUAACUGCUAGGGUGGGCUGGAGGUAAAUCACAAAUUUUGCCAAUAAGUUUGGUGACCCAUCUUAGGAUGUAGAUAAAAAUUUCAAAGCCCAUCUAAUCCUACCAAAUUUAUUUCAUGACCCACCCACCCAAUCAAAAUUGGGAAAAUACAAUUUUAUAAUAAAAAAAACUUGCAGGUAUGAACAUUGUAAAUAUACACCGGCACUGUAUUAACAUACAUAAUUCCACCAAGUUUGACCAACAAAUUCAUCACUAAUUACGAUAUUGAGCUGCUCUCCAGUUGGUUGUAUUUGCUGUGAUUCGACCACUUCUUGUUGUUGUAUAAAACAAAGUACUGGCUUCAAUAGCGUCAUUUGCAUUUGAUAAUUUGGAUAGUUUUGUUCACUUUUAUUAUUAAUAUCUUUAUGUAAUAUAUAAUUAACAUGGGUUUUGUUUGGUGGCCCAACUGGAGAUACCAAUAAAUUUGCGGCCCAUCGAAACUGCCCAAAGAUUUUCCAUGGCCCAUCCCAAAUCACUCCAGCCCACCCUAGCAGUUACUUUAUGACCGGUCCCUUACUUGGUCAAGUUGGAAAUAUAGGGAUGUCCGUUGUAGUUGUUUUGUUUCGAAGUGCUAGCAAAUUAUAAAAAUUGUAAAAAUAUCGGAUUCUUAGUGUUACUUCACUUCCACUCUUAAAGACAUUACUUUAGAUAUAAUAUUUUUUAAGCUUAUUAAUAAUUUCUAAGCGCAGCGGAAAUAGAAUGAGGACCGUGCCACAUGUUAAACAGUUUAUAAUAUACAUGAAAAAUUACUCAAUUCUGAUUGGCCAAGAGCUGUGCAAUUAUUUUGAAAUUGCACAUUGUGCAACUACAUUGCGGCAGAUAGUGGCAAUGUAAAUUUUCACUUUUUUAACGACUUUUUGCACACUUUCAAUGGAAAAUCGUACGUAAAUAUAACAAUUUAAGUACAAGGAGCACAUAGACUGAAAAGGUUCGCUAACAAGCAAUGAAAACAAUGCUUAAAUGGCGUAGGUGAGUGCACAAGUGUUAUCGAAGUGUGUAAACUUUUCAUGUAUAUUAUUAACAAGUAAUAGUAUGGUUUCUCGUGCAAUUUGGAAAAAACAUUAUUGUGGUUAUAUAUUCUACCGAUUUUUCAUUACGAUUACGUAGUUCUGUCAAUCGUACUAACUGAGUGAGGUAUAUAUGAAAUGGCACUUAAUUUAUUAAAUAUUUCGGUUUGUUGAUCGUCAUACAAAUUUAAAAUGCAAAAACUCAUCUGAGAAAAUAUGCGAUUCGAUCAUCAUUUCUCGGUGUGGAAGUUACGCUAUCGCCGCCAUGUUGGAUUUUGCAAAGGAUUUUGGUCACACAUGGCGAAAAUCUAUUUGUCCUUUUUAUCCCUUGAUCUGCUUUAACUGAUCGCGGAAAUCGGUUCAAGGACUCUUGCCACCUGCUUGGAUAUUUGCCUUGCACUGCAUGUUCACUCGUUUCUCAGUAUUGACAUUGAUCUACUGUAGCUACAUAUUUAACGUGUUGACAGAAAAAUAUGUCAUUUCAGUUUAUGUACAAAUUGAUGGUUUUCGCUGCCUUAUAUGAGGCAGAUGUUUUGCAAAGAUAUCGUGAUAUUAAUAUGAACCUGAGUUUAACUCUUUUCCCAUGCGCAUUUUUUUCUUAAUAACCGUGAACCUUCGAAUACAAACCACCCAUGCACCAAUUUACUAUACAACCCAUUCCAUAUACAUGAGCUACCUGAGUAUAAGCCCAUGGGUUAAUACUCUGAUACGAAAAAUAUGUUAAUUCCCAUGUUUAUACAAAACAAGUGUAACUCCAGGGAUCGAUAACAUUUUUAUAUGUAUCAUAUUUAUCAUAUAUGAUAAAUAUAAAAAUGUUAUCGAUCUUUUGUUAAUACUCAGUGGUUCUAAAAAUCCUAUGUUUAUGACCUUCUUGAAUACACAGAAAUGUAGGAAAACUAUAUGACUGUGUUCUGAACAUAUCUUCUUUCUGCACUUGACUAAUGAAUUUAAUUAACGUGUUGCUGUUUAUAGAUUUUGAAUGUGAAAUGUUUUUUCACGACGCUUCAUAAAACAAACACGCAUGAGAACAAACACGCAAACAACAAAAAAAAACAAUCGUGUAGAAGCCCCUUCUUCCCUAAUACAAAGCACUCAUAUACAGCUAUUUCAAUUAAGGUUGUCCCCCGAGCAAAGCGGAAAAGUCGAAUACGAGCGCGAAAGGCUGCUGGGAAUCGCUACUAAAUUAAUGAAUUUAUUAACGAUUCCCAGCAGCCUUUCGCGCUCGUAUUCGACUUUUCCGCUUUGCUCGGGGGGCAACCUUAAUUGAAAUAGCUGUAUACAAUGCAUAUACUGAUAUACAAGCCGUACACUUACCAUCGAAUGUAAGUCCAUGCACGCAUUUGGAUGUUUAUGAGGUAACCUUAAUAAGGCAUAUGGGUUUCAAUUAUUGAAGAAUUGCCGUAACCGAGUACGCAUAUGGUAAGUUGUGACGAAAACAUCAGUAAAAAUACCAGCACAAUACCAGCAACCUAGCUUGAAAAUUGGUAAUCAUUGAUUUGGUGAUUGACAUGUGUAGCCUGGGGAGGAUAGAAAUAUUUCAGGGUGUCGCAAUAGGAAAUUGCGGCCGCAAAUUGAAUCCUGAGAUCAGUCAACAAAUCUUAACUGGGCACGCGUAGGUUGUACAUGCUGACGUAUAUAUUGAAAUAUCAAUGAGGCGAACGUAUGAUUAUUUCAAGAUAUAAUCGCCAAAGGUUUUGCGGGUAACAAUUUGAGGUAAAUAAGUGGGUAAAGGUCUUAAAGCAAUAUAACGUGACUGAAGCAUAAUUAAAAACACUUUAAAUCCACAAUUUAAGCCUUAUUUUGUUAUAGAUAAGUAAAAGUAAUUAAGAAAAGCAAAACAAAAAGUGUGGGAAAAGUCUAAACUGAGCCUACGUUGCCAUGUAAUGAAUGCUCAAUGGCAGGACCAUAUGUUAAAAUUUCAUUUUGAAACUUUUGUUACACUGAAGCACUUCGCUUUUAUCGAGCUCAUCACUCAAACAGAUCUCAUCUAAAAUGUACCAUGCAUGUGCAGCCGUUACUUUUAGUAUCGUGCACAAAUAAAAUUCACAUAAAACAUGUUACGAGAGUGUAGGUACUACUUAAUUGGCACUCGCAAUAGUAUUGCUCAUUUCGUGUAAUACAGCUAUUUCAACUUGGUUGUCACAAGCAAUAGUCAAAUGUAUACGAUCCGAGCGCCAAAAGUAUAAUGAGAACAAGAUAUUUUAUGGGGUGAAACGUGAAAGUAUUAAAAAUCAUAUAUAUAUAUAUAUAUAUAUAUAUAUAUAUAUAUAUAUAUAUAUAUAUAUAUAUAUAUAUAUAUAUAUAUAUAUAUAUAUAUAUAUAUAUACCCCUGGGAAUUGCCAAAACAAAAAGGAGCUUACAUAUAUGACAUAUAUGUCCAUAGGCUACCUAUAUACAGCUAUAAAAAUUAAAAUUUGGUAUACCCAUCUUACUGUUCACGCUUGGAAUGUGCACUUAAAAUUAACUAUGACAACCUUAACUGAAUGAUAUAUCAUAGUGUAUCAGGAUAUCAUAGUGUAUCUUCUAGAUAUGUUUUGUAGAAGGAAAUUUCGUGCACCGGAAUCGCAGGUUCGAUUCGUGCCAGAGGGCCUAUAGUUGCAUUUUUGCAACUGCUUCUAGUUGUAGGUCUACUGAUAAACGUAUAAAAUUCACACUCGAAAUUUCCAUCUGCAAAACCCUUGUGCAAUUCAGUAUAUCGAGUGCAGAUGCCCGAAAUCCUGAUAUCUUAUAGAUAACAAACAGUUUUCAACGCCAAUGCAUGCAUUGCAUCAUCAAGAUAAUUAUGCUUAUAGAUAACAAUCAGUUUUCAACGCCAAUGCAUGCAUCAACAAGAUAAUUAUGCAAUUUACGAUUAGUCUUCGCCGCAGGCUCCAUGAAUUACAAUUGGUAAUUCGCAGGCCAAUUUGGAAUCAACUUAUUUGAUAAAUUGUCUCAUAAUAUGUAUGGUGUUAAGCAAUGAACUCAUGCCGCACACAUGCAUUGACAUCUUUGUAAUUAAGUACGCACGUGAUAGUGGUGGAUCGCACGUGAUAGCGGUGACAGCUGUGACGUUUCUCUGUAAAAUAUCAUGGAAAAAUUCGAUAGUUUUUUCGAAAGCCUUAACAUUUCGGAAUCAUCUUUGCAGAAUAUAAAAAAGAAAACAACUUGAUACAAACACCAGUCUAUACAUUCGACAUUCGUAAUACCAUACCUGUUCUAUACGUAUACAUCACUGUUAUUACGCCUUCCUUGCAUUGAAAACACUCAAAUUUCAAGAAAAACGCGCUCGAAUUAUCAAUAUGUCAUGCAAAAAAAAGUUGUUUUGAGAAACGUUGGAAUUUUUGAAGUUCAUAUAUAUUAAUAAAAAUAUGUCAGUAGAUGGUCGACAGUUCCUCGCGGAAGCAUCGCCAAUAGCCGACCGUAGAAAAUAGCAGAAAAUUACCAUAUAUUCAGCUCAGUUGAGUGUUGUUCAUUUAUUUGCGAAUACUCAUGAACCGACGGUUUCUCGUAUAAUGUGUAUUCUUAAGUAAAUUAUUUGAACCAGAGUCAGUGUCAGUGAUUCUUAGCAACAAGGGGCGGAAAAGAACGCAACAAUUGCGAAUUUUACAUUGAGUAAUCCGCCGAACUAUUUGCCGAAUUAUACGACGUAUGUUGCCUAGUUGUUUUACAACAACAUAUUUCUUAUUUAGUCUGCUUGUCUCUCUACAGGAUUCAAGAUUCAACCAGGACGUUGAUAAACAGACUGGUUAUCGAACCAAGAGCCUGUUGUGUACACCAAUCAAAAAUAGCGAUGGCGAGGUAUGGAGAUAUCUUUGUAAUAUUAGCUAAUAGCUGUGCUUGGUUCGAUAGUCAUCCCCUUUGUUUGUGUGCACAUGCAGGAAACUAAAACUUAACUACUGUUUUUAAGCUCGAUACUGUCAAUGUGGUUCAUUGUAGUUUGGUAUAGUUUCAUUGCACUCAAGGAAAUUUAGGAAGUAUGUAUUCCAGCAGCCAUGCAUCAGAAUAUUUUCACGCAUUUUAAAGCAUGCAAAUACGAUAUAUGACCAUAAAGUAUGACGUAAUCUACUGUUUCACCUAAAGCGGAGACUUGACCAGAAACAGUUUUAAAUUUUACACUUUUAGUACAAUGGCAAAAACUAUGAACUGCCGUUAUAAACAAAGUCAAAAACAGAGACGGAGAAAAUCAAAUUGAAAUUUGGAUACGAUGUCAGUGGAAUACCCGUACUAGAUUAAGCAUUGCUUAAGUUCGCUGUAUCCAGUACGCGGAGAAAAUAAAGCCCCAGAGGCUGAAAAAUUUAAACAAUGACAUUUCCGGGGGUAAACCCCCAGAGUCCCCUACAAAGUCAUACCUUUCCAGUUUACUACCUCCUAGUUACACCACGAGCAGUCCCUCGGGAGAAAGGAGGGACUGUCGACAACACGUCAAGAAACGAAAUACGCGUUGCCCACACAACGCAAAAUUCCCAUUGGCCUGUCAAUCAAAUCUGAUAUGUAGUAAUUAUGCUAUAAAUAAUUUCCAGAUUGAAUGUUGAUUUUAUAAAUAAACAUGACAUUAACGGUUCCUAUUGGAUAGAUUUAAUUGGAUAUAAGUAAUGUUUAUGCCAAAGCGGAGCCAACUUCACAAGAGCGAAAAGUGGGCGUAUUUCGUUUUUUGAUGUGUUGUCGGCAGUCCCUCCUUCCCCCUCGCACGCCCGGGAAGCUAAAACCGUGGAAAGGAGGGACCGCUCGCAGUCUACCUCCUAGUUAAUUCAAUUUUUUUAUGGCUUUUCCACUGACAACUAUUCUUGAAAAAGGCCAUGCUUAGCUGGUCUCGACAGUUUACCAGACCUUAUGGUGCUUCAUGCGGUCAUUUGAGCAUCAGAAACGUAAACAUUUCUCAGGUCCCCUCCCUCGCCCCCUAUUUUCUUCACAAGACACUUAUGUGCUGGGGCGGUGAAGCAAGGAUGGUUUAUAAUAGCUUUAUUGGCAUGACCCUAAAUUACAGAUGAAAGUGGUAAUGAAAGUGAUGAAGGAAUGAAAGUGCUGCGAGUCAAGCCCCCUGAAAGAGAUUAGACUGGGAGAAUAUUCUUCCCUGUUUCAAAUGCAAAGUAAUUGAUUAUACAUAUUGAAUAUACAUGAUUCCCCUUACAUGGUUUGAAACCGUUGUUGUGGGUGGCUAAGAUUUUUGAACCGGUGACGAAUUUGAAGCUCAAGUCUUCCCCCCAGAACGCAGGAAAUGCUAUUUAAGAGAUUUCUAGAUCUAAACUUAAAAAACUGAGAAAACGUGUCCACGGAAUCGAUCGACGCGAAUUUGUCGAAUAAUCUGCCAUAUGUGCCAAUUAAUUUAUUUAAAAAAAGAACACUGUAGUACACGUUCUUAGUGCAUGCGGAUGGUCUAAUUUGCAUGACUGUGUAUUGAGAAGCUGUAAAACGUAAAUUCCAUUAGAUUCCAAAUGUAUAAAUAUUUAUCAAAUGAAAGUAAAUAUUUCCCCUGCUAAUAUCCUGUCUUAAUCUCUUCUCUUGUAAGGUUGUUGGUGUGGCUCAACUCAUUAACAAAAAUCCCGAUGCUUCCGCGUUUACCAACGAAGAUCAAGAG
Messenger RNA from Paramuricea clavata, 15742 nucleotides. Lineage: Eukaryota; Metazoa; Cnidaria; Anthozoa; Malacalcyonacea; Plexauridae. The record is from the annotation of a GenBank genome assembly.